GGAUGGCUCAGGGGUCAACCCUUGUCUAGCAGGCCUGAGGCCCUGGAUUCCACCCCUGCACCUCAAAACCAAAAAGCUCCCCACACAACAAUAAUUCCCAAACAGUGGAGUGGAAAGAAGAGGAAGGGGAGGGUGAACGAGCGAGAAUUCCCAAAUGGCCCCCACUUGGGGGUCGUGCCCACCGGCCCAGGAAGGCCCCCCCAGCUGUAGGUUGCAGACAGAGCUGGCCACCGGACCUGCAGCUUGUGUGGUCACAUGGCCUCCCCCAGAAAAGUCCCUAAAACUCUGCUGCCACCAACUCACAAUUCCGAAUAACUUCCUUUCUAAAGAAUAUAUAUAACCUGAUAUUCGCCAGUUUAACUCUUGUACAUUCUUGUUGUUGGUCCAUUUUGGCUGCUGGACUGGAACCCAGGGCCAUGCACCUGCCGGGCCAGGGCUCUACCACCCAGCUGCCUCCCCAGCCCCCACUUUAACCAUACAGUUCCGUGACGUGGAACACGGUCACAUUGCUGUGCAGCUGUCCCCACAUUCAUGCCCCAUCCUGUCCUCGCCUGGGCCCUGGCCGUCUUAGCCCAUUUUCUGUUUCUGUAAAGGUGCUACUCUAGGUGCCUCCUGAGUGGCCUCACGCAGUAGCUGUCCUUUGGCAUCUGGCUGAUUUCACAUCAUGUCACGUCCUCAAGGUUCGCGCAUGUGGCAGCGUGUAGCAGCAUUUCCUCCCUUGUUAGGGCAGAAAAAUACUUCCUUGUAUGCACGCCCCACAUUUUCUCCAUCCAGUCGUUCCUCCUUGGUGGCCUGGGUGGCUUCCGCCCCCUGGCUACUGUAGGAAUACUAGUAUUUCGAACAGGAGACCCUCCUGUCCGUCUUGCACAGGGCCCUGCCUAGCAUGGAGCUGGUCCUGGGUGCUAGCCUCCUCUAUCACUGUCAUAGAACUUGCCACGAUCAUUGACUAUCUCUUGAAGAGGUGCCAAAACUUCUUAUGACUGUUCCCUUCAGGAAGGAAAAACAUGUGACCAGCCUUUUCUCUCUUUUGAUACCAGGGAUUAAACCUAGGGGCUCUUAACCACAGAGGCACAUCACUGGCCUUUUUUAUAUUUUAUUUUGAGAUAGGGUAUUGCUGAGUUGCUUAGGGCCUCGCUUAGUUGCUGAUGCUGGAUUUGAACUUGCAAUUCUCCUGCCUCAGCCUCUGGAGUCACUGGGAUCACAGGCGUGCACCACUGUGCCCAGCCUCUAAUGUAAUAUUCUGGUCAAAGAAUGUUCCUCUCAGGACCAGGAUAGGAGGAUUACCUCACCGAGGGCCCUAGCUUGGAGGAGCAGGUGCUUUGGACAAAUGUAGGAUUUCCGGCAGGAGAGUCCCCGAGUGAGCAGAGGGUGCCUGAGGCAGGGGCCAAGAAACAAAGUUCCCGGGGCUGCCUGUUGGGCCGCUCGCCUCCUCGCGAAGGCCAUGGCUUCCAAGCUCCUGCGUGCGGUCAUCCUAGGGCCGCCUGGCUCUGGCAAGGGCACCGUGUGCCAGAGGAUCGCCCAGAACUUUGGCCUCCAGCAUCUCUCCAGUGGCCACUUCUUGUGGGAGAACCUCAAAGCCAACACGGAAGUUGGCGAAAUGGCAAGGCAGUACCUGGAGAAAGGUCUUUUGGUUCCAGAUCACGUGAUCACACGCCUAAUGGUGUCAGAGCUGGAGCUCAGGAGCGGCCAACACUGGCUACUGGAUGGUUUUCCAAGGACAAUAGUACAGGAUGAAGCCCUCGACAAAAUCUGUGACCUGGAUCUAGUGAUCAGUUUGAACAUUCCAUUUGAAACACUUAAAGAUCGUCUCAGUCGACGUUGGAUUCACCCUCCUAGUGGAAGAGUCUAUAAUUUGGACUUCAACCCACCUCAUGUGCAUGGAAUUGAUGACAUCACUGGUGAGCCACUGGUCCAGCAGGAGGAUGAUAAGCCUGAAGCAGUUGCUGCCAGGCUAAGACGGUAUAAAGAUGCAGCCAAACCAGUCAUCGAACUAUACAAGAGUCGAGGAGUGCUCCUCCAAUUUUCUGGGACGGAGACAAACAAAAUCUGGCCUUACGUUUACACACUGUUCUCCAACAAGAUCACACCUAUUCAGUCCAAAGAAGCCUACUGAGCCUGACCCAUGAAAGAACCAAGAAGAUGUGGUCGUACAUUCAAUCGUGUGUAUAGCAUUGAUGCCAUGUCCAAAUUAGAAGUCAGCUGAGAUAGCUUACAGCAUCUUUUCUGUGUAAAUGGUGAACUGAUAGGAAAACUAGUAAAUAGAAAGGGCUCAUGAAGAGGCCCUCCUCUGUCUUUCAAAAGAAGGCAAUUCUGGACCUGUCAAGCCCUUCACAAGCAAGCCAGUGCAGGCUGGAUUUCAGGUGUCUAACCUACACUCUAGUUGGGUUUGGACAGCCAAGUUGUUGCUUUAAUAGCCUCUUUUUGCUUGUGAUGACGGUGGUCUCUGGUUCUCCCCACCCUUCCAAGGCUGUAUUGAAACACAGAACCAGUAAACACGAGAAUGCAGAGGACUCUAGUCUUGGCUUUGCCACAGUUCUCUGCUUUGUGCCCCCUCGUAACAGUGGAAUUGAAGCUUAUUGCUCUCAGUGGUUGCUUAUCUUGAGUGACUGUGUUCACAAUUCAUUUUUUUUUUCCUGCUAAGAGUAACGCCUUUCAUCCAUGCUCCACAGUGUCCCUCCUUUGCAGACAUCCUGGAAUGAAAGGAUUUGUUUUCUUACAUCUGUUUUCUCUCAUCUUAGGAUAUUAAAUAGAGGCUAUUAAAUAACACAGAUAGUUGCUGCA
Molecule: messenger RNA, 2781 nt
Organism: Marmota monax (woodchuck)
Lineage: Eukaryota; Metazoa; Chordata; Mammalia; Rodentia; Sciuridae
Product: adenylate kinase 4, mitochondrial-like
Exons: 1
Coding region: 1442-2113 (223 amino acids)
Biological process (GO): nucleobase-containing compound metabolic process
Cellular component (GO): cytoplasm; mitochondrion
Molecular function (GO): nucleoside diphosphate kinase activity; ATP binding; AMP kinase activity
Source: RefSeq, a predicted model, not a curated record